UGUCGAAUUCCCUUUCCACCUACCCAUGAAGUGUGGCGAUUGGUUUUUUUGUAGGUGAGCACUGAUCACGUCGCACAUGUCAUGCGGCCAUCUAAACGCUGGAGUAUCACCGUUAUCGCGGAACGCGACGACGAUACGUGCUGAGCAAUGGUGAAUACGGAACAAAUCGACCACCAAUAGCCCCCCUGGAGCGUAAAUGGCACGGCUUUCGGAACUUUAUCAGUAUGACAACCUGCCUACUCAGACCUCCUUCAGGGUUUUAGAGCUUCUACCUGGGCAAGAAGGCGAUCAAAUAUCAUGUUUGUUACACACUGUGGACUGGUCCAAUCCACUGGAAUAUGAAGCUAUAUCUUAUGCUUGGGGUGAUCCAAAUGCUAAAGAAUCGAUCACUUGCCAUGGAAGAGGACUGGAGGUGACCCGAAAUCUUCAUACGGGACUCACCCAUCUCCGGCUUCAAGAUCGGUCAAGGAUUUUGUGGGCAGAUGCUAUCUGUACAAACCAAUCAGACAUUCCUGAACGUAGCAGUCAAGUCAGUCAGAUGCUCAGGAUUUACCAAAGCGCAAAAGCUGUCCUCAUAUGGCUUGGACCAGAUUCAGAGGAACAAUAUGCCCAAUUCGCCAUCCACUCGAUUCGGACAAUCUCGGACUUUUUAUGCCAUAAGGUUGGCAUUUCAGUGUCAGACCUGAGCUCCAUCAGUGAUGUUUACCAGGAAGUUGUGUUCAAGAAUCGCGACUCUCUCCCUCUGCCAAAUGCGUGCGAAUUCAGCACUGAGGCCAUGUGGAAAGCCCUGGUCUGGUUCUAUUCCCAUUCUUAUUUUACUCGAGUAUGGGCUGUUCAAGAAAUAAAUGCCAAUAAAGCACGAUUGCUUCACUGUGGUCAUGCGAUGAUUGAAUGGGGCCGAGUUGCUUUGGUUGCUGGCUAUAUCAUUAUGGAAACUGCAUUCUCCAAAAGUUUCGGCUUCACGGGCGCGCACUGCUGGUGGGCAGCUAUCAUGACAACAGAGCGUAUCAGACAACCCAAGAAUUGGCUGUUCAUGCUGUAUCUCGCAUCCAACUUCUCUAGUACAGAUCCAAGAGAUCAGAUAUACGGUCUCCGGGGCCUAAUGAAGUUCUCCGACGGGGCCGGGCUUCUGGAUCCCGACUAUGGCAAGUCAACUGUUGACGUGUAUCGAGAGGGGCAAAGCAUUUAAAUGUUGGGGGAAAGAAUUAUGAGUUUAAAAGUAAAAAUUUAAUAAAAACCGAGUUUAAGAAAAGGGAUAAAAGGGUUAGAAGUUAAGAG
This is a messenger RNA of Mollisia scopiformis, 1278 nucleotides long. RefSeq lists its product as uncharacterized. The coding region runs from base 197 to 1189 and encodes 330 amino acids. The transcript is spliced from 2 exons. The record is from RefSeq and is a predicted model, not a curated record. NCBI's taxonomy places the organism in Eukaryota, Fungi, Ascomycota, Leotiomycetes, Helotiales, Mollisiaceae.